Messenger RNA from Salvelinus namaycush (lake trout), 994 nucleotides. Its product is annotated as neurobeachin-like. The annotation marks the transcript as partial. The transcript is spliced from 9 exons. Gene Ontology annotation, molecular function: protein kinase binding. The record is from RefSeq and is a predicted model, not a curated record. NCBI's taxonomy places the organism in Eukaryota, Metazoa, Chordata, Actinopteri, Salmoniformes, Salmonidae. Gene Ontology annotation, biological process: intracellular protein localization. Gene Ontology annotation, cellular component: membrane; cytosol.
UAUCACCACUAAGUUGGAGCGUGCCCUGGAGAAGGUGGCCCCCCUGCUGAGGGAGAUCUUUGUGGACUUUGCUCCGUUCCUCUCUAGGACCCUGCUGGGUAGCCACGGCCAGGAGCUGCUCAUUGAAGGUCUGGUCUGUAUGAAGUCCAGUACUUCAGUAGUUGAGCUGGUGAUGCUGCUCUGUUCUCAGGAGUGGCAGAACUCUAUCCAGAAGAACGCUGGGCUGGCCUUCAUAGAGCUCAUCAAUGAGGGAAGAUUGCUGUGCCAUGCUAUGAAGGACCACAUUGUGCGUGUGGCGAACGAAGCAGAGUUUAUCCUCAACAGACAGAGAGCUGAAGACGUACACAAACACGCUGAGUUUGAGUCUAACUGUGCCCAGUACGCUGCUGACAGGAGGGAGGAGGAGAGGAUGUGUGAUCACCUGAUCAGCGCUGCAAAGCACAGGGACCAUGUGACCGCCAACCAAUUGAAACAGAAGAUACUCAACAUCCUGACCAAUAAGCAUGGGGCUUGGGGCACGAUGUCACAGAGCCAAUUACAUGACUUCUGGCGUCUGGAUUACUGGGAAGACGACCUGAGGAGGAGGCGGAGAUUCGUACGGAACCCCUUUGGCUCCACCCACCCUGACGUGUCACUCAAAGCCCUGGAGGACUAUGGUACCGAGGAGGAGGAAGAGGAGGGGCUAAAGUCUAAGAAGACGUUCCGCAGCCAGUCAGUGGUCAGUCAGAACCCGGAGGCGGAGCUUAUGCUGGAAGGAGAUGACGACGCUGUCAGUCUGCUGCAGGAGAAAGAGAUGGACAACCUGGCAGUCCGUUUGCCACCACGGGUUUUUUCCUCCAGAGGCCCUGUGGUGCUCAGUACUCCAGCCCAGCUGGUAUCUCCAGUAGUGGUGGUCCAUGGGACUCUCUCCAUCACCACCACAGAGAUCUACUUUGAGGUGGACGAGGACGACCCGGCCUUCAAGAAGAUCCACACCAAGGUGACAGUGACCUGA